AUGCAGGCCAUCAAAGCUGCACUGGGGGUGACGCUCACAGACAGGGCAGGGUCUCAGGGCACGUGCACGUUGGAGAGGCAGACUCCUGGCCCAGGCGCAUGGACCGGCGUCAACUGUAGCUCCACGGGGGCUGUUGUGGGCAUCGACCUGAGCUCCAACCUCUUCCAGCGCCGCCUGGAUGUCUUUGUCUCUGCCGUCUCUGCCCUCAAGGCACUCAAGAAUAUCAAGCUGAACCGCAAUUAUCUGACGGGCACAGUGCCGGCAUUCAAGGCGUCACUUAAGGCCCUCAACAUGGCCAGCAACCUGCUCUCGGGCGCCUUCCCUGCCAUCUCCCUCACCACCUGCGAUGCGCGCUCCAACUGCCGCUCCAGCACCAGCAAGUGCGACAACGCUGCCGGCACGGCGCAAUGGUUAUCCUCAGAGCGCAGCGUGUGCGGGUCCACCGAUGCUUCUGGCGUUUUGUGUGGGGGAGGGCUGUGCGCCCCUGAUGCCUCUGCCCCUGCUGCCUCCUCCACCCCCAACACGGAUGGCCAACCGCUGCUGCCACUGAGCUGCCUGGGAGUGCCUAUGGAUGCGGCCAUGGGGUUGGCGCUGCUGAGUGUGAAGGCAUCGCUGGGUGUCACAUUCACGGAUUGGAAUGUGGAUGCGCCGUAUGCACUAGCAGGGCAGGCCGUGGUGCCGGGCUUGUGGUCCAGCGUUGUGUGUGACGCCACCGGCAAGGUUCUUACCCUCGAGCUGAACAACAACCUCUUCUCAGGCCGCCCGGAUUCCUUCCUCACCCCUCUUCUUCCUGUCAAGACCCUCAAAGUCCUCUGCGGCACUGCUGAGUGUAUAGGCAUCGCUGGGAGUGUCGUUCACCUGCUGGGCGGUGAGCUCGCCGUGUGCCGUGGAGGGAGUGGCAGCACCGCCAGGCGCGUGGUCCAACGGCCUUUGCAACUCUGCCUUCAAACCCGUCUCCCUGUCAGACACCCGCAGCAACCUAUUGCAGGGGCGUUCACAACCAGCUUCAAGGCGCUCACCUCGCUCAAGCAAGCCCACCCAUUGCCACCCCUCUCUGCUUUCCCCCAUACUCCUUCCACUCCCCUCCUAUCUUAUCCCCUCCACUCCUCAGAACUCCCGACAUCUCCUCCUCUCUUUCUCACCCACUCAUCUCCCUCCCAACCCUAUCGCCUCGCCCAUGGCAGCAACUUCAACUUCAACUGGUUCGCUGGGUCCAUCCCCUCUGCCCUUGUGGGCAUCGCAUCCCUCACAUUAUUCGGUGCGAGCUACAACUACCUGUACGGCCCCGUGCCCAAGCUCGGCACGGCUCUCAAGGCCAUUGACGUGCCAAAGAACUGGCUGGCCGGCACAUUACCCGGCACUGGCUUCCUCUCCUGCUCUGCCUCCUCCAACUGCCUCACCAGCACAGGCGCAUGCAACACCACAGGCACCACGCAGCACCCAUUGGCUUCUUGCGCCGUCUGUGACUCUCCCAAGGGCACCGAUCCCAUCUGCGCUGGUGGCACCUGUGCUCCCAACACUGCAGGGCCUCUUGCCUCCUCCACCACCCCCACCGCCUCUUCUCCCAUUCUCCCACGCUUCUGCGUUGGUGUGCCUUUGAACGCAGCGCAAGCCGUUUUUCUCCUCUCUGUAAAGACGACUCUCGGGGUCACCUUCACCGAGUGGUAUGCCAGUUACCUUACAGUAUCCCCCAAGGCCAAGACCAAGGCCAUGGGGUGGCGGCGCUUGGCAGAGAGUGAAGCGAGCAGGGAGAGGGUGCUGCUUGUGGCUCCUCCUUCAGGCCAAGCGGGUCUGUGCACGAUUCAAGGCCAGACGCCCGUGCCUGGCUCAUGGCGGGGCAUUUUCUGCUCGUCUGCCGGGAUAGUCGUCGGCCUGUGA
Messenger RNA from Closterium sp. NIES-65, 1878 nucleotides. The record is from the annotation of a GenBank genome assembly. Lineage: Eukaryota; Viridiplantae; Streptophyta; Zygnematophyceae; Desmidiales; Closteriaceae.